CCACGAAAGUGUAGUAAACGUCUUUGAUCUUGGAGCAAUCUACUAACUCGCUUGAUGAGCGUAUCGUCGCCACAAAGAAGUCCGUGCGUCUUGUGGUUGCGCGCAACUACCAAAGCGACGAUUGGUUCUGCUGAGUCAGCAACGCAAUACACUUCGCGCAUGCGCACACUUCAAAACGACGGACAGUUCAUUUCCAAGAGGCGGCUGGUUUCUUGU
Messenger RNA from Geodia barretti, 216 nucleotides. The record is from the annotation of a GenBank genome assembly. Lineage: Eukaryota; Metazoa; Porifera; Demospongiae; Tetractinellida; Geodiidae.